AUGGACAACCCGGAAGAAGAUUUUGAGGAUUCAUGGGCAAGCUUCCUUUCGAGCCCUUCUGCAGAUGCGUUUCAGUUGCAGCCCCAACCUGCAAGAGAGGCAUGCAGCUCGCAGCCCAAGAGAGGCAGACCGGUCGGCUCCUUUGGCGGACAUGGAUACAGACGUGAUAUGAAGGCAGCAGAAGCAGCCGCCGCUGCGCCGGCCCCAGUGGCCCCAGUGGUGCCCAGCAGAGGGUCUGAAGGGUGUGCCAGAGCCAGGGCUGCAAAGGCUGCCAAAAUUGCCAAUGUUCGGCAGCAGCAGCUAGAUUCAGACGAGUUACGGUUACAACACUUGGACUUUGAUCAGCCCUUGCAGUCCGGUUUGUUGCAGUAUCGGAGAAUCGGGUCUGAUUUGCAGCAGAAGCUGCUGUUGGAGGCGACCCGAAGGUUGUCUGGAGAGCAAACCUCGUCGACAUCAAGCAAUGCCAGCAAUGCGUAUGUUCAGAAGCUCCUGCAUAAGCUACGGCCCGUGAUGUCUUUCACAGCACAGGCGGUUCAUGGCGACUCAGAUAUAGACGAUAACCGCCACAACGCCAAGAAUAGCUUGUUGCGGGCUGCAGCGGCGAUCAUGGAUGGAGCAAAGAUGGUGUGUGGCAAUUUUUUCUGUGUCGUGCAGGGUGCCAUGCAAAAUGGAGCCGAACUCUUGCUUCUAGUCAAAAAACGCCGCUAUGACGAGACUCCUUUGCGGCUGCGUGCCAAAGCAAGACAGGAGGAUGACGAUGACGAGAAGGCCAAACCCAUGAAAGUCAUUCAAAGCGAGAUGUCCGUGGGUGUUUUGCUUAAGCGAUGUGACAAGUUCAUGUUUGUCAAGACAGUGCUACCAAGCCAAUUGCAUGUUGCUGAUGCGGUCACGGCCGAAACGCUGAGGGAGUGUCAGCAGAGGCUGGAAGACAUUCCAGAAUUGGCCCGGCUGGCACUAAAUGCACGCUUGAAGCUGCAGCUGGUAGUGACAGACCGUGCCGCAUCAAAUAUCAAAUGCGAAUCUGGUAUUCAGCUGCACGAUGCGACGUGGACAAAAGCACAUGUAUUUUGCAAAGUGCACAAAGUUGCGCAACAACAGUCGGCAACAUCAAAACUUUGUGAUGGCCAUAUCUCAGGUUUGGUCAGUUUGGCGCUUGGCAUGCAGAUGGCAGGAAGCACCAAUAAAAUGCGCAAAUGCUUGAUGGUAGUGCUGCGGAAACGAGUGCGUGUGCAUGUAGGCACUCCUCCACUGGACCCGGCCAGAGACGAGUAUCGCAAGGAGGUUUACGACCUCUGCCUGUCCAAAUGCUGCACAAGGGCAGACCGAGCUGAGCAUGAGGCUCAGCAAGCCAACAGACUGAGGCAGAAACAGCGUCUUGUUUUCGAACAUUUCUUUCAUGGAAGCGACUUUCGACAGUAUUUCAUUGACCUUUUCAUUCCUCAGCUUCGAACUUUGGAAGACAUCUGGAAAGAGCUCGAGACAAGCCUUGUGCCCUAUUUGCUCCCGCAUAGAUGUCCAAUGUUCCAUCGAAGCCGAUGGACAGGGGGGGACCUGGCAUUGGACUGGAUGUUGCUCAUGAGCCUCACUUUCGACUUGAUGUCGGAGGUGGUGCCAAUGUGGGCCGGUGCUGAUAUACCAUCCGGCCCUCCAGGCCAUGCCGCAGGAGCCGCAGAAGCUGAGGAGGACUGCUGGGAAUCACUUUGCCAGGACUUGGUUCCUUCUGCAGAAGUCGGUGAAGGCGGGCAGCAGCAGCAGCAUCUUGCCGCAGAGGCGGAGGUGGCUUCUGAGAGGCUCAGUUGGGCCGAAUUCAAUGCGGCCAUGAAGAAGAAGGCAGCAGAAUUUGCCAUUCGGAAACCGGCUGGGGCAUUGGCACUUCUGAGAUCGGUAAUGGAGUUAAACUUCAAGCUCCUUUACCAUGCCCUGCACGUAUCGUCGGAUGCAUGGCAGAACGAGCAAGCAGCCAAAGCUUCCAAUGUUCCCUGCAGUCGCAUCUUGGACGAGUAUGCCGGCAAACAUGUGCAUCGCUUUGCAGACGAGCUUCAGGAAGCUUUCAUGUCGGUGCCCAAGGCCAUUCCACCGGCUGCAUGUGCCAGGAACAUGCGGACACUCCAUUUCAGGUUGCUUAGCCGAGCUGGUGCUGCGCAUCAUCAACUCCUGGAGCGUUUCAGAUGCGCUUUCCCCACUCAGAUGUUUGGGGCCUUGCUUGGGAAUACCAGUGUUUUGACUGCGAAGCCGUGUCUGCUGGAUGAGCUUUCGACAAAGGUCCGGCAGAUGUUUGGCACGCCAAGCUUGCUUGGCAGUGCCGAGGCUCGGGCAGUCCUGGCCUCGAUAGCGGAGCUUUGGGAGCUGGACAUAGCGGCUAUAGAGGCAAAGCAUGCUUCUGUACGUCGGGCAUUGACUAGUCGGGGUGUCCAGGCACCACAGCCUUUUCUGUCAGUUGUCAGUGCCGAUUUUGUUGUGCAACAAUGUGCCAGACAAAAUCUACAGCACUCGUCAUGGAAGGACCAACAGUCUGCCAGGCUAGGGCGGUUUUCACGGCGCCCACAGACAUCUGUCAGUGACUCCCAGAAGCAGAAUGCGGCUGAUAGCGAUGCAGAAGAGGCCGGCCAUGAGAGUGAGAACAAGAAGAAGAAACGCAAGCAGGAGCAUGGUUCCAAACCCGGCGGUAAAUGGAAAGCUUUUUGUGCUGUCAAUGCAAAGGGAAAACAAAUCAACAAGGAGGUCGGAAAAGAGCUGUCCGACCAGUACCAUAAUUUGCAGCCAGAAGACGAUGCCUGGUACCAGGAGUUGGGCGAGAUGGCCAAGGCUGCUGGAUUAGCUGGACACAAGCCUUUUCCAAAGCAGCCUGCAGCAGAGCAGGGUGUGCUUGUCCAUGCCCCUGAGCACUUGACCUCAGCCUUGUGUGCUUUGGGUUCGGACUUGCGCAAGCAAAGUGCAGCUCGAGUGGCCCGCAGCAAGCAAAUUCAGGAUGCGAUUUCUGACAUGGCCCCCUUUGACAAGCUUUCUCCAGAGCACAAGGAAGCUGUGCAAACAGUCUGCAACAUCCGGGAGGCCGACCGGCAACACUUCAAGCGGAGUUCUUCUCAGGCGGAUUCCAUGGCGAUGUUGCAUUGGAUACCGCCAGUUGCGCCGUUUGCAGAGGUGGCUGGCUUGCUUUUGAGUGUCAGUCUAGAGUCUAAAGUCUAG
Messenger RNA from Symbiodinium sp. CCMP2592, 3186 nucleotides. NCBI's taxonomy places the organism in Eukaryota, Dinophyceae, Suessiales, Symbiodiniaceae. The record is from the annotation of a GenBank genome assembly.